Messenger RNA from Beta vulgaris subsp. vulgaris (sugar beet), 960 nucleotides. RefSeq names its product glutathione S-transferase U17. Gene Ontology annotation, cellular component: cytoplasm. Gene Ontology annotation, biological process: glutathione metabolic process. The transcript has 2 exons. Bases 67 to 759 code for a protein of 230 amino acids. The record is from RefSeq and is a predicted model, not a curated record. Gene Ontology annotation, molecular function: glutathione transferase activity. NCBI's taxonomy places the organism in Eukaryota, Viridiplantae, Streptophyta, Magnoliopsida, Caryophyllales, Amaranthaceae.
GUUCGCUAUUCAUAUAGAUCAGGUCACCACCUACUCUUAUAGUGUUAUCCAAGCAUCCAAAAUAAAAUGGCGGAAGAGGUGAAGGUUUUGGGAUUAUGGCAAAGCCCCUUUGUGAUGAGGCCAAGAAUCGCACUCUCCUUAAAAUCAGUAGAUCAUGAAUUUAUUGAAGAAACUAUGUAUCCCAAAAGUGAGCUUUUGUUAAAAUCAAAUCCUGUUUAUAAGAAAAUCCCAGUUCUUAUUCACAAUGAUAAGCCUGUUUGUGAGUCACUCAUCAUUGUUCAGUACAUUGAUGAAGCCUUUUCAUCUGCUCCGGCCUCUAUUCUCCCUUCUGAUCCUUAUGAUCGUGCUAUCCAACGAUUCUGGGCUGCUUAUAUUGAUGAAAAGUGGUUCCCAAGUUUGCAAAAAAUAGCUCAAGCGGAAAACGAGGAUGCAAAAGCAGCAGCAUUGGAGCAAGUUAAAGAAGGGUUAUCACUGCUUGAGGAUGCCUUUGAAAAAUGCAGCAAAGGGAAGCCCUUUUUUAGCGGCGAUAAUAUUGGGUACCUCGACAUUGCUCUUGGGUGCUACUUAGGGUGGUUACGCGUUGUUGAAAAAAUGAACACAGUUCCGCUGCUCAACCAGGAGAAGACGCCGAACCUCCUUGCUUGGGCAGAGAGGUUUUGUGCUGAUCAUGCUGUGAAGGAUUAUAUGCCCGAGACAGAUAAACUUAUUGAGUGUGCGAAGGCUAUGCUGGCCAGGUCUAAAGCAGCUGCUUCCAGUUAAAUUUAGAUAGCAUGGUUGUUAUAAUUGCUUUUGCAUUCGUAGUUUAUGCUAGUCUUAGAUGAUGAGUGUGCGAGUGAACAUGUUGGGUGAUGACAGAUUCAAUGUGAGCAAGAUACUUAGAAUGCAAGGAAUAAAGGUUUGCAAGAUAAGGUGGUUGUUCUUUUCAUUCCAUCAUAAUGAAUUAAUGAUAUUACAACCUAA